AUGGCUUCAUCAUUGUUUAAACUAUCAGCUGUCGUUGCAAACUCUUCAAAAAAUUUACGAUGCGUCGUUCGUUUGAUGGAAAAACGAGAUUUUUCUACUACAAAUGUUACAGCGAGGAAAGAAAAGGACACGAUGGGGGAACUGGAUGUUCCUGACGACAAGUUGUACGGCGCACAGACCGUGCGAUCUAUUAUGAACUUCCCCAUUGGCGGUAUUGAAGAGCGUAUGCCUUAUCCAGUGAUUAUCGCGAUGGGAAUUUUGAAAAAGGCGGCCGCUAAAGUCAAUGUUGAAUAUGGAUUGGACAAAAAGCUUGCUGAUGCAAUAAUGCAGGCGUGUGAUGACGUAAUCUCUGGCAAGUUAUACCGUGAAGGACACUUUCCGCUUGUUAUCUGGCAAACUGGCUCUGGGACUCAGAGUAACAUGAACACCAAUGAGGUUAUCGCCAACCGUGCUAUUCAAAUCCUAGGAGGAAAACUGGGAAGCAAGGACCCGGUACAUCCGAAUGACCAUGUGAACAAAUCGCAAAGCUCAAACGACACUUAUCCAACCGCGAUGCAUAUCGCCGUGGCUAUGGAGUUGAGAGACAGAUUGAUGCCUGGUUUAGUGGCUUUGCGAGACACCCUCGAUGGCAAAGCCAAGGAAUUCGAUAAGAUCAUCAAGAUUGGCAGAACCCACUUGAUGGAUGCAGUGCCUCUGACACUUGGACAAGAAUUCAGUGCGUACGUGACCCAAUUGACGUUCGGUAUUGAGCGUGUAUGUUCGACACUACCGCGUCUGCACUACUUGGCGUUGGGCGGUACCGCAGUGGGUACAGGACUCAAUACUAGGAUUGGUUUCGCUGAGAAGUGCGCCAAGGAGAUCUCUAAUCUUACCGGUAUUCCGUUCGAGUCCGCCCCAAACAAAUUCGAGGCGUUGGCGUCACACGAUGCAAUGGUCGAAGUUCACGGAGCGUUGAAUACAAUUGCCGUGUCAUUGAUGAAGAUUGUAAAUGACAUCCGUCUUCUAGCUUCGGGACCUAGGUGCGGUCUCGCUGAACUGCUUUUGCCAGAAAAUGAACCAGGGUCUUCCAUUAUGCCAGGCAAAGUCAACCCGACCCAGUGUGAGUCGUUGACGAUGAUCGCGGCUCAAGUGAUGGGCAACCACAUGGCGUGUACCAUCGGCGGAAGCAAUGGCCACUUCGAACUGAACGUCUUCAAGCCUAUGAUGGUCGCCAACGUCUUAAGGUCUAUACGACUCAUUGGUGAUGGAUGCCAGGCCUUCAACAAGAACUGUGCAGUGGGCAUCAAGGCCAACACUGCCCAAAUUGAAAAGAUCAUGAAGGAGUCGCUGAUGCUGGUCACCGCACUCAACCCACACAUUGGUUAUGAUAAGGCGGCCCUUAUAGCCAAGACGGCGCACAAAGAAGGUGGAACUCUCAAAGAUACUGCCAUUAAACUAGGAAUCUUGACCGCUGAGCAGUUCGACCAGUGGGUGAAACCUGAAGACAUGCUGGGACCGAAAUAG
Pieris macdunnoughi is the source of this 1503-nucleotide messenger RNA. NCBI's taxonomy places the organism in Eukaryota, Metazoa, Arthropoda, Insecta, Lepidoptera, Pieridae. The record is from the annotation of a GenBank genome assembly.